AUGAAUGGCGAACCUGCUCGCGUUCACGACCAGCUAGUCCCGAAUGGCGCUCAGCCAUCCAAAGCCCCUUCGCCGGCUGACAUAAAGGCGCUAAAAGCCACAGCUGCCGCGACAGCUCCGUCGGUGGAGAGUCCAUCUAGCAACAAUGUCCAGACAAAUGGCAACCAUAGCGCCUCAAAUGGCUUCCAUGCGCCCAAGCGAGACUAUCAGGCAGCCCCGGAAGACGCCUUGUACCGUGUUAGCGAUGCCCACUAUCUUCCUAUGGCCACGCUCGUUGGGAGGACAGCCCAGAAUUGCUGGAAUGAUCUCUAUCAAUUAGUCGACCAACUUUCAGAUAUCGCCAUUCCCGCACAGUCGGCAGAUCCUGGUCGACCUCUGUCUUACAGUCUGCAAAGCAACAACCAAACCAAGGCGAAUCUCGAUAAGAAGGACCGAAUUCUGAACUUCGCUAGCGAGCAGAAGGCUGUCUUCAUCAAGCUACUCGUCUUGCUUCAGUGGAGCAAGAAUGUCCAGGAUGUAUCAAAGACGAUUAGUCUCAAUUGGUGGCUUCAGGAGCAGCGAGACGCGUACAGCGCAGCAUGCAACCUGCUGUACACUUUCAAGUUUAUUGCUACAAGCUGGCAGACACCCAACCCUGAUAUUCGCACGGCUGGCGAGAUACUCAGCUUACAGCGAGCGGCAUCCCUCUCAAACCUCGGCUAUCAUAAGACGAAACGCCUUUCGAAAAGGCGGAUGAUCUCGACCCUGCAUCGGCUCAACAAUAUCCUGACGGCAAGACUCGCUCUAGAGCCCCUCAUUCCGAAGCCGAUACGGACCUAUAGGAUACAUGACGGCCGUGUCACCUUUACGGUGCCCAACGAAUUCGAAGUCGAUCUUUCCAUCCUCGAGGAAGAUGACGUAUCGCCCUAUCGAGCCGUGGAUUUUCGUUUCCUCAUCAAACCGAGUCCGAAGAUAUCGGUAAACUUGAGGGCGCACGUGGAGAGCCAGAUAGACGCCAAGUUGGCUUCUGACGGCCUUGCCGGCUGCUACGAGUUUCUACACCAACUCAGCCUUUCGAACCACCUGUCAGAAUUGCACAGACAAGCUCUGGAUCUGGCUCGCAAUCAAUGGGCGGGAAGCUUGCGAGUGGAACUAAUCCGUCGCAGUCUGAUCAUACAGUAUUGGGCCGAGCGUCGAGCGUCAAAAUCAUGGCUUGAAAUAGGCAUAUACAGCUCCGACGGUGGAGCUACUGCACAGGACAAUUUACGGUCAUCAUAUCUUGGCUAUCGAUGGUAUCGGGAGGGCAAGCGAAUCGACGACUUUACGUUAAAUGUAACAUCGUCAUCAGCAUCUCUGGAUGUUUUCCUUAAUCAGGUGGUUGCGCAACACUGCACCCAUAUUCUUGACGCCAUCUAUGAUAAGUUGGCGUCAAGCGAUCUGUUUCGGACAACAGACUUGUUGCUCGAACAAGAGAGCUCAUAUGAAUCGCCACAGGACUGCUUCUUGCGGAUAGGUACAGGCAAAGAAACCAGCAUCAGCGUCAGCAUUGGCGCAGUGGACGGUAUUGCUGUUGUUAGCCCAGCCUCGGAAAGGACGAAUCGAUUUCAGCUCGAUCUGAACCGAAGCAAAAACCUCGUCGAAGAAUUCACAACCAAGUUCUCCCAUUUCCGUUGCGUUGUGGCAGAGGGCGUUGUGCGCAGCAGCACCUCCGGCAGUCUCUGGCAAGCCUUGCCUGCGUUCCGGCCUAAGCUCUCGGAGAGUCGACGACUGUUUGGCUCGAAUGUGUCCCGAACAAACUUCUUCGCUCAUCCAACCUGGGCUGGACACUACUUGCUUGCCAUAGCAUAUAGAUCAACAGGUGAUACAUUCUCUGUGAUCCAACUGGACUCUGGAGGAGCUUUGUUGGCAGGGGCAAGAGUCGUGCAUACCGAACCUCUGUCGUUCGACAGCGCCUCUUCUGCGGAGUACUUUACAGACCUGUUCCAAUACGCGUCGAAGGUCGUGGCUCUGGACAAGAUCAUUCAGAGCGCACAGCAAGAGCAGACGAAGCUGACUGCGCCGCAACUAUCGAUGUUUGGUUCAGGCCAUUCGUCGCCAACAUUCUCAGUACAGGUCGGGCUCCCACCGUUAGUGGCAACAGAGGCGCGGACGUUCGUCAAACUUCGAUUCCUGGACACAGAUCCGUCAACGCAAGAAGCGAGAAUCCUGGUGCAGCUCAAAUGCUUCGCAGACGCUGGCGUUAUGAAAAGAUUGAGCGACUCAAGUCCCAGCGCGAGCAUCGAAUUCAGCCCACAGAAUCAUCAAUUGGCCUUGCACCUAUCCCUAACGUUUGACGAGAUUAGACUGAGCAAUAUUACCCAGCAGAUUCGACGAUUACAUGAUGUUGUGAUGACGGCACAGGCUUUGGAAAGAACACCAUUUGUCACAAUCACGAAUCUUUCAUUUGAUGCGAUGGAGCUGGCAUAUAAGUUCGACAAGUCCGAGGAAUGGUCUCUGAAGCUGCAAGCGCCGACGGAUGACAGCGGUGCACGUGUCACGUUCCUGCCAUCGGAAACGAACCCAUGCACCUGCCUCAACGGCGUUCUGUCUGAAAUGCUAAACAACACCAAAACAGCCUUCGUGAGCAGACUACGGGACAUGCUCGGCAUACUCUCCAUAAUGAGCCCUUUGUUGACCAAACUUCGUGAACUGCAGAACAGCUCUAGUCAGCACGAAGCAGACGCUUCCGUCAAGCAACCUCGCCUGCAUGUUCUGGUACGCCAGCCGACGAUGCUAGCGCUCCAGUAUUACACUGUCAGUGAUGUGAAGCAAGAUGCGGCCAUCGACGCUGCGUCUGCCUCGAAACUGCUCGCAAGAUUCGAGAUACUGCCGUUGGAAGGUGCGAAGAGCAUGUUCGCUAUCCGCCAUGCGAUCGAGGAGCUCAGCAGCUAUCAGAGACCGUCUUAUGCGUCGAAUGCAGUCCGAGACAAGGUCAAGCAGGGCAUAUUCCAGAACAUCACCGGCUCUCGAGACUGGCUGUGCUAUGACACAGCUGCGGGCUUCCUUGCCAGUCAACCGGAGCAGAUCCUCGACGCUCUGCACCAAAUCAUGAUCGAGUGCGCCAAUUUGCCUGCAGUCGAAGCAGACGGGGCCAAGGAUGACGGCGCCAAGGUCAUUGACGCUACACAGAGUAGGCAGCAAGGGCCUUCCAACGGCAUUGCGCCUAAGAGUGCGCCGCAGAAACCUCAGCAGAACUCCAAAGCGCCUGUAAGCCAGCAGCAGAAGCACAAGCAGCAGCCGCCCAUGGCGAAGCGGGGAAGUUUCCACAAAACAGGGAGGUGA
Cyphellophora attinorum is the source of this 3300-nucleotide messenger RNA. RefSeq names its product Mediator of RNA polymerase II transcription subunit 14. NCBI's taxonomy places the organism in Eukaryota, Fungi, Ascomycota, Eurotiomycetes, Chaetothyriales, Cyphellophoraceae. Gene Ontology annotation, cellular component: core mediator complex; mediator complex. Bases 1 to 3300 code for a protein of 1099 amino acids. Gene Ontology annotation, molecular function: transcription coregulator activity. The transcript has a single exon. Gene Ontology annotation, biological process: regulation of transcription by RNA polymerase II. The record is from RefSeq and is a predicted model, not a curated record.